AUGGCGGCUCGAAAACCGAAGAAGGCGGGAUUCUCCAAGGCAUCGAAGUUCAUCAUAUGGGGCUGGAUAGUGAUGUUUAUUGCCAUUUUCAUCUUUGCCAUCGGUAUCGGGACUGACUAUUUGGUGCGCACGUAUGAAGGGGAAAGAGAGUACAGUCGUGGAAUGUGGAAAUUUUGCCGGGCGGAAAAUAUUAACAUCCUGCCAUACAGAUAUGAAAUCCGAUGUUACACCCUUGACGUCACCGGUUCAAAACCAUGGCAGUCCAAGGUCCGUAACAUCCAAGCCAUGGAGGCUUUGGCAUUGGUGGUCCAGCUCGUAUUAGCCAUCUUCCUUAUCCCUGUCUACAUUUUGAUUGGUCGAUUAAACAGCAAGCCGAUGGCAGGGAUACUCAUGGCACUGGCCUUCAUAGCAGGAGCGCUGAUAGUCGUGGGCAUGGCACUCUUCUGGAUCGACUUCAUUGACCAGGGCAUUGGAUCUCUUGGAUUCUCCUGGCCAGUCGUCAUGGCAGCGGCGUUCUUUACUUUCGUUUCCUUCGCCCUACUUCUGGUGGAGUUCAUCAAAUAUAAGCCGUAA
This is a messenger RNA of Liolophura sinensis, 573 nucleotides long. RefSeq lists its product as uncharacterized. The record is from RefSeq and is a predicted model, not a curated record. The transcript has 3 exons. Bases 1 to 573 code for a protein of 190 amino acids. NCBI's taxonomy places the organism in Eukaryota, Metazoa, Mollusca, Polyplacophora, Chitonida, Chitonidae.